AUGGAGCAACUACCUUCCUAUCAGGACGCUGCUGGCAAGAAGCAGUGGCUGGAGCUUGUGGCGCCCUACGUCGAUCCCUCAGACUACAACAGCCUAUGCUGCGUGUCCCGGCAUUUUCGCCGUCAUUUCGCCCCACGAGUUUGGAAGGAUCCUCUCGCGGUUGUGCGCACAUCGAAUCGUGACACCGCUUAUGACUAUCAGUGGUACUCAAAAUUCCUCGCCCACAUCAGAGAGAUGGACGCGUCCACCGCAUCAAUGGUGGCUGUCAUGGAUUUUCGUGGCUUCGCUCCCGCAUCUGGACUGGACGAGCACCAGGAGGCUUACAACAACAGCUUCCGCGAAUUGGCAACUCGCCUCCCCAAUCUGCGCUGCUUAUUGCUUGAUGAACACCCCCAACUGAAUCUCUCUAUGCUGUCCAGACAUGCAUUUCGAUCGAGUACAGCCGUCUCUUUGGAAAACAUCCACCUCAUCAGCAUUGCCAAUUGUGGAAUAUCGCUCCCGGCAAGGUUCUUUGGUGGCCAAUGGCUCAAAGGCUUAGUCUAUCUUGACAUGUCCAACACCCCUGGGACUCUUGGAAACCAGGGAGCGCUCAUCCCCGAGGAUCUGCCAUUCCUCCGCAUAUUAAAGCUCAGAAGAAAGAAUUUGAUUGACCUCACGGCUGGUGCAAUCGUGCGCGAAUUCCGUACGCAACUAUUCAGUCUUGACGUAUCCAAGAAUGGUCUGACCGACGACUUUCUCCGAACGCUAUUAGAAUACGGCCUCCCUGUUUACUCGAACACUAAGUUACGGACGAAUGAUCAUUUCAGAGUUGAAGGACAGGUCAGACCCAUCUCUAAUGAUGACCAUCCUCGUCCUAACAGUCGGCUCUUUUUCGUGGACGAGUCUGAGUGGAGUGCAACGUUUUCCUCUCCUGACCGAUAUCUUGCCGAUCCCCCUAUCUACAAUACCAUUAAUGACGACUUCAUCAGUGAGGAAGGUCAAACGGUGCGUGGUCGAUCUAAGGGACGAGAACGCAUCCGAGGCGACUCGGCACAUGACGCCGUCAAGGUGCUGGCCGGUGGUCCAGGGGAAGAGAUACCAGAUGCUUUACACCCACAGCACCAACGAUUUCACUGGCCCCAUCUUCAUGCAGGUACUACGCAUUUGCAUCUCAAUGAGCUUAUGCUAAGUGCCUCUGCCGUGAAGAGUUUUAUUCGCGAGUCUCCUGGUUACAUAGAACACUUCGAAUGCGAUAGAACAUAUCUGCCGCCUCAUCACGCCUCAGCCUGGCAGAGCAAAGCAUCGUACCUCUCCAAAGCCGCCACCUUGUAUGCCCUCCCAGGAGCCGCGUAUCUCUUUCGUCCCGUCAUAUCGUCGAACCUGCGCGUACUCAAGGCUCAUCACUCCUUGGUCACUAACACACCAACGCUCGAGUCUCGCAGUACUGGCGAGUUGACCAAUUUGUGGCUGGCAGAGACGCAUAUGCGCGAGAGACUUGACCUCGCAUACCCGCAGACAUUCGUACCGGACAUGAAUCCGCGCCUUGAUUCACUCACCAUCUCCAUGAUCCCGCGGUACUCGACCGGAAUGGUUACUAAGCGACUACUCAGCUUCUUGCGUCUUGCCGCUCAUCAGGAGCAAGCAAUUGAGAGUACAAGAGCGUUGCUGCCCUUCCGAGGUCCGCCCAUGUUAAAGGGCCUGCGCCAUAUCCGACUAGAGUUUGAACCAGACGCCAAGGACGAGCUCGGUUCCCUCGACAACGAGACCGAUGAGUUGGACUCAGGAGCACUGGUGGAACAGGGCACAGAGGCGUUCUCGUUCUUCAGCGAGAGUGCGUGGGGACCAUCAUCUUCACCAGUUAAGUCCAAGGUGAAGCAGCAGGUGGUCGUGGAGACGACCUCAGCGGCGGAGGCAGAAGACGCAGUCCUCAAAGGCAAGGGACCGUCCAUGAUGGAAGAGAAAAUCGAUGACUACCCCUUCAACAGGGCCAAGGGCGAGCACGUCAGCUUCACCAUCAGCCCGGGUGGUGACAGUAGCCAGCCACUCAAGCUCGUCGUCUCAGUCUGGAUCGGAUCGGGCCUCAUCAGCCCAGACAACCCGCCCGCCAUCAACGAGUACAUGAGGAACGUCUGCGACCCAGCCAAUCGCGAGGGCGCCAGCCCGGCGACGCCCUGCCACGUAGCCGCCGGCGUACCGGCGGGCUCCUUCAUCUUCGAGCGCGCGUGGGACUCGAUCAUGCUGCCGGCCGCCGCCGCGGAGGUCAAGCUGCCCACCAAGGCAGAGCUGCGGGCCAUGGAGGACGUGGUGGCGCGCAUCAAGGCCUUCCGGCUGGAGUCGCGGCGAGAGUACGCCGCGCUCGACGCGGAGCGCCGGAACCUCGGCGGCCACGAGUACUGGCGGGGCAGGCUCGAGAUUGUGCUGCCCCAGGGAAGGGCACAUUCGUCAGACUACUGGAGAUAG
This is a messenger RNA of Diaporthe amygdali, 2439 nucleotides long. RefSeq lists its product as uncharacterized. NCBI's taxonomy places the organism in Eukaryota, Fungi, Ascomycota, Sordariomycetes, Diaporthales, Diaporthaceae. The record is from RefSeq and is a predicted model, not a curated record. The coding region runs from base 1 to 2439 and encodes 812 amino acids. The transcript is spliced from 2 exons.